Molecule: messenger RNA, 516 nt
Organism: Brassica napus (rape)
Lineage: Eukaryota; Viridiplantae; Streptophyta; Magnoliopsida; Brassicales; Brassicaceae
Exons: 1
Coding region: 1-516 (171 amino acids)
Source: RefSeq, a predicted model, not a curated record
AUGCUACUACGCAAGCAUAGGAGUGGCCAUCAUUCUCUCAAUCGGAUCGAAAACGGUGAAGUAUUAAAUGGAAACGUUGCGGAGAAACUGCAAGAGAAAUCAUGUCUUGCUGAUUCUAAAAGAGUUAAAGAAGAGACACAUGCCGGCACUCCAAAUGUUCUGGCUGACCUCACAGGGGAUAAUGACAGCCAGUUUUACAGUUUGGUAUAUGGACGCUGGCAGCUUGGUUAUGUCCAAAACGGUCCUAUGUCUCCACUAUGGACUCAGCUUCCGAAUAACAACGAUUCAUGGGAAGUGUUUCCACUAAACGCCAAUGGAGCUCAUAGCUUUCUUAUGAACCCUCAGAUGAUUCCAAAUGCUGAUUUCGGUCUCGAGGAAUUGCCUACGCAUCAAGGCACUGAGACAUACUUCCCCAAUAUGGUAUUUACGUACACAUCUCUUAUUGACACUAUGAAAAAAUGUGACGCCAAGCUUCUUAACAAUUCCUUUUUAAAUGCAGAACCAAUACAGGGAUAG